Messenger RNA from Phlebotomus papatasi, 1673 nucleotides. RefSeq names its product follicle cell protein 3C-1 (gene Fcp3C). The record is from RefSeq and is a predicted model, not a curated record. Bases 944 to 1501 code for a protein of 185 amino acids. The transcript is spliced from 3 exons. Lineage: Eukaryota; Metazoa; Arthropoda; Insecta; Diptera; Psychodidae.
UCGCCGGAUUCUGCGCAGAGUAUUGACAGGCAAAUCGCGGAUUUUUUUCUCCAAGUCCCGGUGUUCACGGUGCCGACAAGAUUUGUGGAAAAAUCUCUAGGGAAAUACCUCUGAAUCCAUCCGUAAUUUUGUCAGUAGUUCAUUCAGCUGCCAUUCACUGGAGAAACAAUGAUGCUGGCAAGAGUACAAAACAUCCUCAGGGCAAUGGAGUCUUCCAGGAGCUUCACAACGGUGGCGGCUCACGUGAAAAAAGGUGACAUUCUUGAGGUCACCAGACGCAUUUCUCAGGGCGACGUCGAUCGAUUUACUCGUGUUAUCGGAGACAAGAACCCCAUUCACUCAAGUGACCAACCACCUGAACAUCGUCUCAUUCCCGGUUCGCUCCUCAAUGGAAUCGUCUCUGGACUAGUGGGAAGUCAAUUACCCGGUCCCGGAAGUAUCCUUGUCUCACAGAAACUGUCCUUUCCACACAAAUGCGUCGUGGACAAGGACAUCAACAUCCGCAUUGAAGUAGCCGAUCUCAGGAAGAUCAUCACAGUGACCUAUGAAUGCUAUCAAGACAAGAAAAUUGUCUUCAAAGGCGAAGCCAAUCUUAUGCACAAGGAAGUUUAAAAAAGAAUAUCCGGAAGUUGAUGUUUAACACAAUUAUUCUCUUCUCAACUUGCAUUUUAACCCACUUUAUGCGCCCAAUUACUUAAUGUUUGUAAUAAGAAUGUUUUAUUUUUCGAAUAGCCGUGAAUUUUGCUAAUGUUGCAAUAUUCCAAUUCUUUGCUUAUUUUUUGUUGUCUCGACUUUUUUUUCUUGAAUAUUGAUGGUAUUUUCCGUAUUUUCCCUACCAAAAAAAACUGAAUGUGGAGGGAUCAUUCUUUCAAUUGAUAUAAAAUACCACUUUUUCGUGGUGGGAAGCAUUAAUUAGAAGUAGAAGUGAAAGAUAGUGAUCAUCAUGAAGACAUCUCAGGUGAUUAGUUUGUGUCUGUUGGUGGUAGUUUUUGGACAAUCAUCAGGGAUGACAACAGGGAUUGGAGCAAAAAACCUAACCAGUCUCCUGGGUGGAAGAAAUCUCAUCGGACAUACAUCUUUCAAGGAAUCCCUGCAAGAACUCCAGCAGCAACUUCAGGUGAAUGAAAUUGAACGACAUCCCUGCAGCUGUGCUGUCUUCCUAUCUGGUCAAUUUACAAAGGGAUCCAAGGAAGCCCCAAGGGGAUCACCAGCUCUAAUUCACGAGCAUGAGGAGACUUUCCAAUGUACCCUCCUUGGACUGAAGCAGUGCACAAAUUGGUGUCUUGAAUCGCUGGUCAAACAUCUUCCAAAUUCCGGACCACUCCUCUGUGCUGCCAUCGAUCGCGAUUGUCACAAGGAACGCGCCUACUUAUUUGUGGAGAACUGCAAUGGCACGUGGAUCAACACAAACUUUUCAGCAGGACGAGAAUACUGCUGCAAAGAUGGUGUCCCCUACAAAUGUCCCCUUCUACCCUCAAUCACCGCAGGAAAAUCUCUCUAAUCCCAAAGGACAUCCCCAGCAUUUCCUUCCAUCGUCAUCUUCUUAAUUUAAGGCAUUUCUACUAUAACUUUUUCUAUUAUUUUUUUUUACUCUUCUUCAUGUUUAGCACCUGCUAGAGUCAGUGAUUGUUUGAAAAGAGAACAGCAAAAAUAAAGAAAAACUUUGUUGUUAA